This is a messenger RNA of Paramecium pentaurelia, 292 nucleotides long. Lineage: Eukaryota; Ciliophora; Oligohymenophorea; Peniculida; Parameciidae. The record is from the annotation of a GenBank genome assembly.
AUGUUAAGAAAGAUAUCUCAAUAAUAAUAAGAAUAAUAGUUAAAAAAUUAAAGUCUAAGAAUUGGGGAUGAAUCAGAAUUCAAUCUAAGGAAAUUUAGAGAAAGCAUCUAUACAAAAAUGUAGCAAUUUGGUAAUUCAGAAUAACAAUAAAUCUAUGUUAAAGGAACAGCUCCAUCAAUUACUAAAAAGCCUACAAUGAACUAAUCACUUGGAGAGUAUUUGAACUUUUAUUAUUUGUAGUAUUCCUUCAUUUGAUGAGAUUUGUAAAAAAUUACAGGUUAGAAAGAUGUGA